This is a messenger RNA of Dovyalis caffra, 1821 nucleotides long. The record is from the annotation of a GenBank genome assembly. Lineage: Eukaryota; Viridiplantae; Streptophyta; Magnoliopsida; Malpighiales; Salicaceae.
AUGGAGGAUAUCGAUAGGAAGAAGAAGCAGAGAUGGAGCGUAACCUACACGAAGCACAUCAAGCAAAAGCGAAAAAUCUAUCAAGACGGUUUCUUAGACCUUCACUUCUCCACAAACAAGGUCAUGCUGUUUGAUGACUGCGACAAGUUAUUAGAAUGCAGAAUUUUGAAGGAUGGAGAAGUUGUUGGUUCCGGUGAAACUCUAACAUUCAAUGCAUUCCUUGUCGAUGUUGGAGAUGCUGAGGUUCGUAUCGAUGGUGAUAAGCCGCCGCCUGUAUCAGAUUUGAAUUUUCCAGGCAGAUAUAGGAAAAUUACCGAAAGGCCUACUAGUGUCAUGCGUCGACGAAAGUUUAGAAGUCCUUCGAUUUCUUCCUCCGAUGGAAAGGAUAGCGUGGAGAAGAAUAAAGCACGAACGGCUUGUCUAAGCACGUCCCAAAAGAUUAUCAGAGAGUUCAAGAAGAGUGAACUGCAAAGGUAUGGAAUGCCAGAGAGCAGUCCAGAUAUGCCCAAAAGUGCAACAGCAAAUUCACAUGUCGAAUCAUUUAGAAUAUCGAAAAGGCACCAACUCAUUUGGGUCCGUACAGACCAGUUUAGUGCUCAUUUAUACAUGGGAGCUGCAGUUAAGAUGGUCAUAGUCUUUAUGUGCAUGGAUGGGUUGGUGAAGCUGUUGUGUAAGAUUCUAACAGCAAUGCAUGAUAUCAUGCUUGAUUUGCACACCAAAAGACUCCCUUUUUAUGAUGAAUGGCAGGUCUUAUACACUACACAAAUGACUCAAAAGACCAAGAAGUACCACGAUGGUUUCUUAAGACUUGCAAGUUGUGGAUCCUUGGGGAGGCAGAUCAUGCUGUAUGAUGCAAGCAAGAACCAAUUGAAUUGUAGGUUCCUCAAGAAAGAUGAAAUAAUAAGUUCUGGUGAAUCGAUAUCAUUUGAUGCUCAUUUGGUUGACAUUGGAGAACCUGAAGGAGAAAAUCAGCUUCUAGAGGAUUUGAACAUUCAAGAAAAAAUUUUCAAUGAUGUUAGCAAACCAGGAAUAAUGCAUGGACAGCCUAAUUGUAUUAAAGACAACAAAUCUGUUGCUCAAGAUAAAACCAUCCUGGCCAAUAAGUUCCUCAGCUUGUCAGAAGAUGUGAAAGUUGGAAGUAUGCUUGCACUGCCAAAAUAUUUGGUAGAAGUUGGUGAGCCAUUAAUGAGUUCUGAAGAGAAACUUCAAAACAAUCCUUGUUCAACAAAAGCUGCAGACUCAAAUUUUAGCAUGUCCAUUGCUGAGGAGAUGAAAUUAUCUAAGAAUCCUUUGCAGGAUGGAAGAUAUCAAAACACUUAUUUUUUAAGGGAAGAUGCAAAUUCAAGAAGCGUGUCUAUUGAAGAAAGAACCAACUUAUGCAAUGCUAAACACAAAUCUUUACGCGAUGCCCGUCAAAUAUUGUCCGUUCUCCAGAAACCUGUUAUUCAAGGGAGUGUUGCUGUGCAGUGUGUUGAUAAGAGCAUAAAUGCUCCGAUUCUAUCUGAACACUCUGAAUUACCGAGACAAUCAUUGCCACAUGAAGGACCCAGUCAAAAUAUGGAUGUUAGAGGAUCAAUAAUAUCUGCUCUUAGUGGUAAUCAAUUUCCCAAUGACCCUGAAGCUGCUGGAAUUUCAGACCAGUGUCAUCCAGCCAAUGUUGAAGCUGACACCAAAUGUUGUGAUGAAGCUUCUGCUUCUAGUAUUUCUAGUUUGGUGAGUUCCUGCACUCAUGGACCUAAUGAUGAUAGAAGGAAGACUCUUGAUCAGCUCAAGAGUGCACGCAAAACGGAUGAAUUGCCAACUUUCGAUCUUGGAUUUUGA